UUUCCGGUUCCGGCUGCGGGCCGCAGAAGACAUGGCGGCGUCUGCGUCGGCAGCUGCAGGGGAGGAGGACUGGGUCCUUCCCUCUGAAGUUGAAGUGUUAGAGUCUAUCUAUCUGGAUGAACUACAGGUGGUCAAAGGAAAUGGCAGAUCAUCACCGUGGGAGAUCUACAUCACCCUGCACCCUGCCACUGCAGAAGACCAGGAUUCACAGUAUGUCUGCUUCACUCUGGUGCUUCGGGUCCCAGCACAGUAUCCCCAUGAGGUGCCACAGAUCUCUAUCCGUAACCCCCGAGGACUGUCAGAUGAACAGAUCCACAAGAUCUCACAGGCGCUGAGCCACAUGGCUGAGGCUGGGCUGGGUACUGCCAUGCUCUAUGAGCUCAUCGAGAAAGGGAAGGAAAUUCUCACAGAUAACAACAUCCCCCAUGGCCAGUGCGUCAUCUGCCUCUAUGGUUUCCAGGAGAAGGAGGCCUUUACCAAAACAACCUGUUACCACUACUUCCACUGCCACUGCCUGGCUCGGUACAUCCAGCACAUGGAGCAGGAGCUGCAGGCCCAGGGACGGGAGCAGGAACAGGAAUGGCAGCGCGCCACAGCCAGACAGAAGGCCGUUUGUGUGCAGUGCCCGGUGUGCAGAGAGCCACUCGUGUACGAUCUUGCCUCGCUGAAAGCAGCCCCUGAACCCCAGCAGCCCAUGGAGCUGUACCAGCCUGAUGCAGAGAGCUUGCGCCAGCAAGAAGAGCGCAAGAGGCUCUACCAGAGACAGCAGGAGAGGGGGGGCAUCAUUGACCUUGAGGCUGAGCGUAACCGGUACUUCAUCAGCCUCCAGCAGCCUCCUGCCCCUUUGGAACCCGAGUCAGCUGUAGAUGCCUCUGGAGGAUCCAACCCACCCAGUACCCUUGCCACAGAACAGUCCACCUCAUCAACCACCCUGUCAGCUCCUCUGCCUGUGGCCUCCCAGUACACAUGUGAGAAGAUUCCAGGGGCUGGGCCAAAUCAGCAAAAGCUGGGCGAGACCCAGAAAGCUAUGCUAGAUCCUCCCCGGGCCAGUCGAGGUCCCUGGAGACAGCCCGAACGGAGGCACCUAAAAGGAGGGGAGUGCAAUGCCCUCAAAGGUACCAGUGACACCCAGGAACUGCCACCUCCUGAGGGGCCCAUCAAGGAGCCCAUGGACCUAAAGCCAGAGUCCCGUAACCAAGGGGUUGAAGGUCCUCCCCAAGAAAAGGGGCAUGGCAACUGGCAGGGUCCCCCGCCCCGCAGGACUCACGACUUUGCCCGCUGGGAGCGCUCCAAGGGUCGGACACUGGCUUCUUCCUACCCUCGCCUGCCUCGGGGUCGGGGAGCCUACCGACCUGGUCCUCGAAGGGAGCCCGUGAGCCUCGAAUCGGAGGAUGGUUCCUAGCAGUACUGUGGGGGGGUGGGGGGGGACAAUAAAGAGAUUGGCCUUGUUUGGCUUUCCUUA
Molecule: messenger RNA, 1462 nt
Organism: Kogia breviceps (pygmy sperm whale)
Lineage: Eukaryota; Metazoa; Chordata; Mammalia; Artiodactyla; Physeteridae
Gene: RNF25
Product: ring finger protein 25
Biological process (GO): protein ubiquitination
Cellular component (GO): nucleus
Molecular function (GO): ubiquitin protein ligase activity; protein binding
Source: RefSeq, a predicted model, not a curated record